This is a messenger RNA of Penicillium bovifimosum, 1518 nucleotides long. RefSeq lists its product as uncharacterized. Gene Ontology annotation, molecular function: allantoate transmembrane transporter activity; dipeptide transmembrane transporter activity. NCBI's taxonomy places the organism in Eukaryota, Fungi, Ascomycota, Eurotiomycetes, Eurotiales, Aspergillaceae. The record is from RefSeq and is a predicted model, not a curated record. Gene Ontology annotation, cellular component: plasma membrane. Bases 1 to 1518 code for a protein of 505 amino acids. Gene Ontology annotation, biological process: tripeptide transport; dipeptide transport; transmembrane transport. The transcript has 5 exons.
AUGGAAAAACAACAAGUCCCGUCCGAGGGUACCAAACCGGACCUAGAGAUGCUCAAGCUUGACGCAACUUCUGCUGCUCGUGAUGUGGAUUUUGGACAAGUGCUUGAGGUUGAAACAACCCCUGAGAUGGAGAGAAAAGUGUUAAGGAAGCUGGACUUCUUCUUAAUACCUCUCAUGGGAGGUUGCUACAUGCUGCAGUAUAUCGACAAACUUGCAAUCAGUCAGGCGACCCUUUUUAACCUUCGAGAAGACUUGAGUCUCGUGGGAGAUCAAUAUAAUUGGGCAUCGGCGAUUUUCUACUUCGGUUAUUUUGGAUGGAGUUGGCCGAGUUCAUAUCUGGUUGUGAGGCUUCCCUUGGGUAAAUACCUUAGCGGCGCUGUUUUCAUUUGGGGUGGCUGCCUCCUGGUUCAUGCUGCCUGCAAGAACUGGGGAGGUUUAAUGGCAGCUAGAUUCUUCCUCGGCGUUGGAGAGGCAUCAAUCGCUCCUGGCUUUGCCCUGAUCACAGGAAUGUUCUACACAAGGGCCGAACAACCAGCACGACAGGCAGCCUGGUUUUUCGGUAAUUCCAUCGCUGUCCUUCUCGGUGGACUAAUUGCCUACGGCAUUGGCAAUAUCCACGUAACAAGCAUUGCCCAAUGGCAACUGUUGUUUUUGAUUUUGGGCGCUGUAACAUCUGCCUACGGCAUCCUCUUGUUCUUCACAUUACCUGACUCGCCUGCAAAGGCUAUCUUUCUGAACCGGAAUGAGCGAGCCAUUGCUGUCCAGAGGACUUUGAAAAACAAGACCGGGGUGUUGGAUACAGGCAAGUUCAGAUGGGGCCAAGUGUUGAUGGCGAUCAAAGACCUCCAAACGUGGUUUUUGGUUCUUUACACGCUCUGUGUCAAUUUUUGCAAUGGUGGUAUCACCAGUUUCUCUGCUAUCAUCAUCACCGGUUUCGGAUUCCCUCGCCUGGAGGCUCUUCUGAUCCAGAUGCCUAUUGGGGGCGCUCAGCUGGUGUUCCUCCUCCUUACCACAGGAUUCGCCUCCGUCGUGCCGAAGUCCCGCAUUCUGAUGAUGAUGGUGAACACACUGGUGUCGAUGGUUGGUAUGAUCUUGAUCUGGAAGGUAGAUGAUGAUAAUCGGGCAGGCAAAAUGACUGGUCUUUGCCUCGGUAGUGUCUUCGCAGCCAACAUUCCUUUGUCUCUCAGUCUGAUCAGCUCGAACGUGGCUGGGUUUACCAAGAAGAGCACGGUGAGCGCCCUCAUGUUUGCAGCGUACUGUAUUGGGAACAUUGCCGGUCCCCAAUUUUUCAUUCCGUCAGAAGAACCCGCAUAUCCGACGGGUAUCAAAGCCGCUAUGGCAGGCCUGGCCUUUGGGGUCUUCUUUUUAGCCUGUCUCUAUGUCUUUUACGUGUGGGAAAACCGUCGGCGGGACAGGCUGUACGGAUCACCUAGAGAGUUGACCGAGACGGAAGAACUGCAGGAUGAGCUGUCUAACAAGACCGAUCACGAGAUUGAGAGUUUCCGAUAUCUAUUGUGA